Molecule: messenger RNA, 381 nt
Organism: Aphanomyces invadans
Lineage: Eukaryota; Oomycota; Saprolegniomycetes; Saprolegniales; Verrucalvaceae
Exons: 2
Coding region: 1-381 (126 amino acids)
Source: RefSeq, a predicted model, not a curated record
AUGCUGGAACGCUUGCAAGUUCAGGCCGUGUUCGACCAGCACUACCUCGAGGAGUGCUUGGACGUGUUCGGAGCGGUCGCCGACGAAGAGAACACCACCACCACGUACAAUAAUCCUGUAAUCGACAAGGUUCUCGAGGAGAGUGGCAUUGACGGCUUUCGGACCUUAACAAACUUCACGCCUGCCGAAUUCGACACUGUAUCGUUGAAGGCCCGCUCGUCCCUCGCUGGAUGGACGCACUACCAGCCCUGGGUGAAACAUGGUGUCGACUUUGGAAUAAAGGUGCCAACGCUGGAGAAGAUGAUUAUGCGUGUUAUUGACAUUGCCUCUCCUGUCCUCUAUGAUGCUCUUGUCACCAUGCUGUUCAUGGCGUUCCUCUGA